AUGGGUAUGAGCAGUGCAGCAAUGAAGGCCUUUGCAAUUGUCUUAAUUGUCACCUGCGUUUUUCUCUGCCCAGCAAGAGCCGCAGAUCCGCGGCUGGUGUUUGCCCACUACAUGCUCUUUGCCAACGACAACAUAGAUGUGCUCAAGCAGGAGAUUCGAAUUGCGCAGAGCAAAGGAAUUGACGCUUUCGCUCUCAAUAGCAAUGUGUGGCGCCAGAAUCUGGUAGACAAUAUGUACCAGGCAGCUAGAGAAGUGGGUUCGUCUUUCAAGAUCUUCUUCUCCGCUGACAUUCACAAGGACGCCAAUGGCAACCUCACGCCCGAUCAACUAGUGACCAUGCUCACCCGCUAUGAAACCCACCCCAACCAGAUGAAAUACCGAGGCAAACCCUUGUUCACCUCCUGGCUCGGCAACGACGAUUCCUGGUGGGCAGAAUACGGCUACUCCUCUGCUCUCAGCGGAUGGAACGACGUAUUUCAAAGAGCCGGAGGCAGAGGCAAGUUCUUCUUCGUCCCCUUUUUCCCCACGGACGGCUCCUACUGGGGAGUCCGCGGCACGGCGGAGAAGUUCACUGAUGUUGUCGAUGGGAUGUUUGCGUGGGACACGUCAGCGUGGCCCUACAUUAGCCCGGACUUCCAGAACCCUUCCGGCUCUAAGGACCAGAAUUAUCUGACCGCCUGCAAUGAUAUCGGGAAAGUGUACAUGGCGAGCCCUAGCCCCUGGUUCUUCAAGAACAUUCUAGGCACCUGCUGCUCCGAUGCCUGCAAGGCAAAGGAUCUCAACAGCUGUAACUGUCAAGUGAAGGGCAAUUACCAGGGUCCGGGGCUCUGGAUCAAAAAGUGGGAGCAGCUCAUACAGCUAAGCCCUCCUCUCGUCGAGAUCGUGACAUGGAACGACUGGGUGGAGAGCUCCUAUGUGGCACCGCCACUCAGCACGGCUUCUGCCGACGUGGCGGGGUUUACCCACCGUGCUUUCUUAGAGCUGGGGCAGUAUUACAUCAGCUGGUAUAAGUCUGGCAGCCCACCUGCCAUCACGCGGGAUUCGCUCUUCAUGUUUUACUACACCCAUAGUAAAAACGUUAUUCUGCCGGCUGACGGGUGCCAGGUGUUAUAUUCCGACCAGCUCACUGAUAAAUUGUACGUGACAUCGAUGCUGACUGGUCCUGCCACGGUGGAAUUACGAUCUGGAAGUUCGUCUGCAACGUUCAACGCUCCAGCAGGCGUAUCCACGUGGGCACUGGAUUUCGAGGAUGGGCAGCAGGUGGCCGUACUGAGGCGUGGAGGUAGCGUGAUAAGUACGCUGACUGGAAGCAAACCCAUCGGGAGUUCCGUAAACUACAAUUUCAAUGUUUACUCGACCUGCACAACAUGUAUAUAA
This is a messenger RNA of Cryptomeria japonica (Japanese cedar), 1377 nucleotides long. Its product is annotated as glucan endo-1,3-alpha-glucosidase agn1. The transcript has a single exon. Gene Ontology annotation, molecular function: glucan endo-1,3-alpha-glucosidase activity. Bases 1 to 1377 code for a protein of 458 amino acids. Lineage: Eukaryota; Viridiplantae; Streptophyta; Pinopsida; Cupressales; Cupressaceae. The record is from RefSeq and is a predicted model, not a curated record.